Morone saxatilis (striped sea-bass) is the source of this 1848-nucleotide messenger RNA. RefSeq names its product homeobox protein Hox-B1a-like. Gene Ontology annotation, cellular component: nucleus. NCBI's taxonomy places the organism in Eukaryota, Metazoa, Chordata, Actinopteri, Moronidae. Bases 746 to 1645 code for a protein of 299 amino acids. Gene Ontology annotation, biological process: regulation of transcription by RNA polymerase II. The record is from RefSeq and is a predicted model, not a curated record. Gene Ontology annotation, molecular function: DNA-binding transcription factor activity, RNA polymerase II-specific; RNA polymerase II cis-regulatory region sequence-specific DNA binding. The transcript has a single exon.
ACACACACACUGGUUCCCCCGCUCCCGAGACCGACCGACAAACUUCUGGCCUCCGGUCACCAUAGGCGACGUGACGACGACUCACGUGACCCGCGACAGAGGUAAGAAAAGAAAUGACACGGAAAAGAGAAUGGGAGAGAGAGAGAGAGGGGGAGAGAAAGAGAGUCACGGAAAAAGAGGGGAAAGCAGGGAGUUUGAGAGAAAGGCCGAGCGGAGGACGGAGAGUAACCUGUGUGGGGGUGGAGAGGUGUGUUCUCGCGGUGUUUCCCGCUGUCACUGAGGCGCGUUUGGUGAGCUCAGGUUGAGUUGAGCUAUUGACAGGCCUUCCGUUUACGCAAACACACACACACACACACACCGCAGCAGAGCAUUAUUCAUGUGUGUUUCGGGUUUGGGGACGUGCAGACUUUACUUUUCCCCUGCACAUUGGAACUUUCUGACGUUUUUAUUUUUAUUUUCUAUUCAGAUUUGACUGAAUUUUAAUUUAAUUUUAGUUGAUGAUUUUUGUCCAAAGAUAGCCUGCUUCUUUUUCCUUUGGAGGUUUUUAUUUUUCUUUCGGUUUAUGCUCGCUCAGAGGGAUUCCACAUCAUCCUAUUGACUCUUGGGAAAAAAAACCUUUUUAAUGGAACAUUUCGAUUUUUGUUGAUGUUUUCUUCCACCUAAGUUCUGCUACCGUCACCUUUGGGCUCCCGUUUCCUGCUGAGCAUUUUUAACUGAACUCAUUCCCACCGUGCCUCCGGUCUGCAUGGACAACAUGAACUCCUUUGUGGAAUACUCCAUUUGUAACCGACCGGGGACCGGCGCUUAUCCUGCGCCUAAAUCUGGAUACCACCACCACCAUCACCAUCUGCAUCACCACCACCAUCCUCUGGAUCAGCACCAGGGCUUCCCGGUGACCUCCGGCGCCUUCCACACGGGACCAACCGGCCCUCCAGCUCCCGUUAACGGGACGAGAAGUGACAGCAGCGCCGCGGGGGCGAGUUACACCGGGGAUGGGCGACUGUACGGGGGCACUGGAGGUGAGGGAGCGCACGGGACCACAGGGGCGACCCAGCAUCAUCAGCAGCAUCCUCAUCACCAUCAUGAACAACAACAGCAUCAGCAGACGCACAGCGGCUACCAUCAUCAUCCUCACCUUCACCAAACCCAAAGCGUACAAAGCGGAACAUUGUCUCCUUAUAAUACCGGGAAUAGCGGCAACACCGGGGCCUACGCGGGCCAGGCGUGCGCCAGAAACUCAGAGUACGCUUCCGCGACGGGCCCUCCCAACCCCGUUCACUCGCAGUAUUUCAUGGAGGAGCCUGUGGCCUCCACCUACUACCAUCAAUCAACCUUCCCCAGCUCGGCCCCCAGCGUAGGCCCCAGCUACGGGGCCCUGGCCGGGGCCUACUGCGGGCCUCAGGGCGCACUGGCCGGCUCACAGUACCCACAGCAGCUUGGUGGGGGUCUGGACGCAGCGGGCUACCUGGGGCUUCCUCACGGCGGAGGUUACGGGGAGCUACCCGUCUCACAGGACCGAGAGAGGGGGGACGAGGAGGGCCAGCAGGCCGGGCAGGGGCAGACCUUCGACUGGAUGAAGGUGAAGAGGAACCCGCCUAAAACAGGUGAGCGGGGGUGGGUGAUCUUUCUGGCGAUAACUGGUUAAAGAUGAAGCCUUUAGAAGAGGCUGGGCCUGCAGUCAGCAACUGCUGAGAUUCAGUAGUGAUUUGUGAGGUUUCCACUGAAGAUGAGGAGCAGUGGCCUCUUCCGCAUUUAUCAUAGUGGCUGUCAACGGAAAUGUUACAGCAAAGGGCCGAAAAUAAGUAGCUUAUUUUAAGAAUGGAUUAUAAAUAGCUGAGAUGUUGGAAA